GCGGGACGGAGGCGGCCGCCGGGCCGCCCUUUUAACUCCCCUUUUCGCCGGAGGUAGCGGUUCCUCGGGGCCGGGAUGGAGGCGCCGAGCUCGCUGGGCAGAGCCCUGUCAGGCAUCCACCGCGAGGAGCUCCCCGGCUGUAAGGCCGUCAGCGAGGCGCGGGUGCUGGUCAUCAACACGGGCGGCACCAUCGGCAUGGUGCAGGACGACAAGGGACUUGCUCCUGAGGCCAAUAAGUUAGUAAACAGCUUGAAGACAAUGCCAAUGCUCCAUGAUGAUGCGUAUGCCCAGGAAACAAAACUGUGCAACCACCAUGGAUUUCCAGAUGACACGCUGGUGCUUCCUGUCUCUAAGCAAAACAAAAGAAUUUUCUACACAAUCCUGGAGCUGUCACCACUACUUGAUUCUUCGAACAUGACACCAGAGGACUGGGCCAAAAUUGCAAAGAAACUUGAGGAGCACUAUGAAAAGUAUGAUGGCUUUGUGAUCCUCCAUGGCACCGAUACAAUGGCGUACACAGCUUCAGCCUUAUCCUUCAUGUGCGAGAACCUGGGUAAAACUGUUGUUCUGACAGGAUCGCAGGUGCCCAUAUAUGAGUUGCAGAACGAUGGCCGAGCCAACCUUCUGGGGGCACUGCUUUUUGCUGGGCAGUUCGUGAUUCCCGAGGUGUGCCUGUAUUUUUAUAAUAAACUGUACAGGGGAAAUAGGGUGACUAAGGUGGAUGCUGGGAGUUUCAAUGCCUUUUCCUCACCUAACCUGCCUCCACUUGCAAAUGCUGAGGUUGAUAUUACAAUAAACUGGGAAACAGUAUGGAGAGCCAAUACCAAAAAGAAAUUUCGAGUUCAUACCAAUAUGAACAGGAAUGUUGGGCUUCUGCGAAUAUUCCCAGGAAUAACUGCUGCUGCUGUGAAAGCAUUUCUCCAGCCUCCAAUUGAGGGCAUUGUACUUGAAACUUAUGGAAGUGGCAAUGCCCCAAAUAGCAGAGAAGACUUGCUAGAAGAACUUAAGAGAGCAACUGAACGAAAAGUCGUGAUUCUAAACUGCACCCAGUGCUUGCGAGGGUCUGUUAAAACAGUCUAUGCAACAGGGCAGACUCUUGCUGAUGUUGGAGUAAUUCCUGGAUGUGAUAUGACACCAGAGGCAGCCUUAACUAAACUGUCAUACACGCUCAGCAAGAGUGAGCUUAGCUGGGAGGAGAAGAGACAGAUGCUGAGUGAGAAUCUAAGAGGAGAAAUGACUGUUGUACCCACGGGAGCCAAGAUCUCUCUGAGAGAUAGCAAGUUUAUUCAAGUGAUUGCCAGAUCUCUAAGUAUCAGCUGCAAGGAGGAGUUAGAAGCUGUAAGAGAUGCAUUAAUUCCACCUUUGGCUUGUGCUGCAGCUAAACUGGGUGACAUAGACGCACUGAGAGCCAUAGCAGAAAUGGGUGGAAACCUAAGCUGUGAAGACUAUGAUGGCCGAACUCCACUUCAUAUUGCAGCCUCUGAAGGGCAUUUAUCAUUAGUUGAGUAUUUGUUAACAUCUGGUGCAACUGUUUACGCUAGAGACAGAUACGGAUCUACCCCACUGAUGAAUGCGAUCAAGUUCAGGCACAUAGAGGUGAUUAAUUUAUUACGAGAAACGGGAGCACAUCUUUCAAGCCAUGACUUGGAGAACACUGGAACAAUACUUUGCAGCCUUGCAGCUAAAGGUGAUGUGGAUGGGCUGUACGCCUGGUACCUGGCUGGUGCAGACCUGGAGCAAACUGGUUAUGAUGGCAAGAAUGCCCUACAAGUAGCAAAGGCUACAGGGCAUAAGGAGGCUCUUGACUUCCUCAGACAGAAGUGGCGAAAGAAGGUAAGACCCAGAUUUCAGGGGCUUGGUUUCUGAAAUGUAUGGGUCAGUAUAUGCUUGUAUGAAGAAGGACUUUGUAUUUAAGCCUUAGCUCACAUUUGAGCAUUGGGCUCAGCUGCUAUCCCUGCCUUAGUCUCUAGAAUGGGACUAAUGUUUAUUCCUCAUUUGGCCUGAAACAAUAAGUGUUUUUUUACGGUGUGUUCUACAGCGUGGUUCACAAUUUGGUUGGGUACCUAAAUGCUAUUAUAGUAAAUCUGUUGAGGGCAGCCAUAUCUCUUUCUCCUGGCCUUUUGCAGUAAAUUGUUCCUCUGUCUUGUCUGCAUUAAAGAGGAAGUUCCUUCCUUUGGCCACCCUGCCAGGCCUGUUUUUUCAGGGUGCUGUGCCCAGAGUCUGGGAGCAUGCCCUCCUCCAGCAGAGCCAUGGUGUGAUUACAGCCUCCCACUCAGGAGACUGCUUGGUACCUACAGCAUUUGCGGACAUGCUCUCCGCCUGUCUUUUUCAAGGGCACCUUACACCAGCCUGUCUUAGCAUUACAGAAUAUCCCAAGUUGGAAGGGACACACAAGGGUCAUCAAGUGCAACUCCUGGCUCCGCACAGGGCCAUGAAAAACCAAACCCUAUGUCUGAGAGCGUUGUCAAAAUGCUCUCUGAACUCUGAAGGGUUUGAGGUAAUGAUGUCAAGCGCUGCAGAAAAGUGGGCAGGUUCUCAACAGGCACACGGUAGCUAUACAGCAGGGCGUGGAAGGCUCCCUUUCUGCACAGAGCUCUCCCACCCAGAGCACAGGACUGGGCAGUGCCGUGGCCUCUCUGAUUUAUGCUGGCUGUCUCUGACUCCCGGCGUGAAUCUCUUUUGUGCUGCUAAUGCAGAGGUGUGUUCUCCUGGCUGAAUGCUUGUGAGAAGGGUGUGAGUCCCAUGUUCAAAGCAUCAGAUCUGACAAGUCUCUCUGUUGUGAACUUGUCUGGGCGUUUGACCAUCUCCAGUGCUGUGCUGUAACUGGAGACAUUUAAAACUUGCCCUUUAUUUCUCUGAACUCCUUUCUGAUGCAAUACGUUGUGGAUUUAGAUAUCUCUUCUCCAAUAUAUUGGCAAGUUUAAUACCAAUUUAAUUACUGGGAGGAGAUGAUGUCCUUUAUUUAAUCAAAUGAAUAUGAAAUUUAGUUAAAGGUUUGGUUGCAGUCAUGGCUACCUUGCUUCUUCCGUGUCCCAUUUGAUCAAUGUGAGUGAAUUCAUGUAUAUAGGUGGGUAAUUGCAUUUAAAAAAUAGUUGUGGUCUAAAGGGGAACAUGAGACAGAAUCAGGCAUUUUUUCCUUUCCUGUAAAGUUUUGAGGUUUUAUUUCUUUUUAGCUGUUACAGUAGGGUUAGAUACAAUCACAGUUUUGAGCUUUUAAAUGGAAGCUUUCCAGUGUCCAGGAUGAGAAUGUUAAAAGUACCUUCACAGUCUGGGUGGUGUUGCAAAGGAAUUUCCAUUUGGAGUGAAAUUUGUCUGAAAUGGUCACUUUUAGUUUACAAAUGGGAAUGAAUGUGUUAAAUCUUCAACUCCUACUUGGAUCACCUCAGCUCCUUUGGUCUGAGCCACCAGCAGUGCAGGCGAUCUCAAGGAAGUCAUCAGUGCUGCAUGAGAACUUGCUUAACAGGCUGCAUGGUAAUCUCUUCCCAAGAAGGUUUUGGAUACUGCCAACUGUUAAACAUCCAUUUUCUCUUCAUCCAUAGGCUGUAGAAGAUGAUCUCUGAAGCAUUAGUGGUGUUCAGUGAUUAUGGGGAGAAAAAAGAAGCAAUGGAAGCUGCACAUGGAGCAUACAGGAAAACUAAAACUGACUUAGAAAUAUACGUUACUUAGGAACACAUUCAGUUGUCGUUGAUUUUCUAAAAAUAAUAUGCUGCUUUAUGUUUUAAUCACUUUUUUUUUUUAAGAAAGUUUUGUGAACAAGUGAGGCUGGAAUGUAUUGUCUUUACUCUGCACAAGCUGUUUUUAAGGAGACCUUUUGAAUCUUCUUUUAUUAAAUCACCGAAGACAGUAUUGCAGGCAUGGCAAAAGGAAAUGCCGUGGUGAACUCGUACCAAGAGAAAACAGUGGAUUGUACAUUUCUGUGUUUCAACUAAUAAAAUCUCUGCAGAACAA
This is a messenger RNA of Numida meleagris (helmeted guineafowl), 3948 nucleotides long. It is a transcript of the gene ASPG, whose product is annotated as asparaginase. The record is from RefSeq and is a predicted model, not a curated record. The coding region runs from base 76 to 1866 and encodes 596 amino acids. NCBI's taxonomy places the organism in Eukaryota, Metazoa, Chordata, Aves, Galliformes, Numididae. Gene Ontology annotation, molecular function: asparaginase activity; protein binding. The transcript has 15 exons. Gene Ontology annotation, biological process: amino acid metabolic process.